This is a messenger RNA of Lentinula edodes (shiitake mushroom), 870 nucleotides long. Its product is annotated as NADP-dependent oxidoreductase domain-containing protein. Gene Ontology annotation, cellular component: cytosol. NCBI's taxonomy places the organism in Eukaryota, Fungi, Basidiomycota, Agaricomycetes, Agaricales, Omphalotaceae. The transcript is spliced from 4 exons. Gene Ontology annotation, molecular function: oxidoreductase activity, acting on NAD(P)H as acceptor; aldose reductase (NADPH) activity. The record is from RefSeq and is a predicted model, not a curated record. Bases 1 to 870 code for a protein of 289 amino acids.
AUGUCACUCACAUUCAAACUCAACGAUGGUGCUCAAAUUCCCUGGCUAGGCUUCGGAACGGGCACUGCGCUAUUCAACAAGGACUCAACCGAGGCUGUCAAAGUUGCAAUCCAAAAUGGGGUCACCCACCUCGACGGUGCGCAGCUAUACCGCAACGAGGAAUCUCUUGGUCAGGGAAUCAAGGAUUCUGGAGUCCCUCGUGAAAAGCUCUUUGUUACGACGAAAUUGGCGGAAACCCCUUCAGCGCCUACCAUAAAAGCUACUUUAAAAGAGUCGUUGAAGAAACUUGGUUUGGAUUAUGUCGAUCUGUUUUUGAUACAUUCGCCUGUUGUGGCCUUGAGAGAAGGAAAGUUGAAACAGUGGUGGAAGGAGAUGGAAGAGAUCAAGAAGGAGGGAUUGGCUAAAUCUAUUGGGGUUAGCAACUUCACUGUUGAGCAUCUUCAAAUCAUCCUAGAAGAUGCCACCGUCGUUCCUGCCGUCAAUCAGAUUGAGCUUCAUCCAUACGUCUGGGGUGUUAAUUCGAAGGUCUACAGCUUCUGCAAGGACAAGGGCAUCGUCAUCGAGUCUUACGGAGGUCUUUCGCCUAUUGUUCGUGCACCCGGAGGACCAGUGGAUCCCGUGCUUGCUUCUGCAGCUGAACGAUUGUCAAAGGAAUCCGGUACCACCGUGUCGCCGGGUCAGGUCCUUUCUAAAUGGCUGAUCCAAAAAGACGUCGUAGUUGUUACAACAUCCUCUAAAGUCAGUCGCAUCAAGGAAGCGCUUCUUACUGCAUCUCUUCCUGAUCUCACGGUGGAUGAAAUAUCCGCAAUAGAGACCGAGGGCUCUAAGGUGCACAAACGGUUCUUCAUGAAGCAUGCUUUCAAUGAGUAG